AGCUGCCGCCAAGCGUACGCGCGGGGGGAAGAAGAAGCCCGCCGAGCGCACCCCGCAGGAGUCUUUGCAGCUGCACGGCAAGAUUGCGGAGGCCGUGCGGACAAAUGGAAAUGUCGGCGAUACCACAAGCUUCUACUUCCGCAUACUGAUGUAUGACCCGAUAAUACUCGAAGAGCUACUGGCGUGGCUUAAUAUGGUGGGGCUGAGGAGCGUGGGUGUACUGGAGGAGGUUGGGGCGGCGGAUGUGAGGGCGUGGUGUGAUAAGAAUGGGGUUUGUCUUGCUAGUGAGGUGACGCAGAGGGGGAGGGAGAGGAAGAGGUUUUGAUUUGCAUAUAUUUUGGUGCGCGGGGCGUUUGGUCGGUGUACGAGUGCGAGGGAGGAUGGAGGAGGCGGAUGGAGCACGCGCUUCUGAGCGAUACUUGCUUGGUACUUGGGAUAACUACAUCAUAGCUCUUAGAUAGAACGUAUGCUUUCUGUAUUCUACAAUCAAUUCUUUUCUUGGGG
Messenger RNA from Tricharina praecox, 504 nucleotides. RefSeq lists its product as uncharacterized. Gene Ontology annotation, biological process: DNA replication; DNA repair. NCBI's taxonomy places the organism in Eukaryota, Fungi, Ascomycota, Pezizomycetes, Pezizales, Pyronemataceae. The record is from RefSeq and is a predicted model, not a curated record. The coding region runs from base 149 to 325 and encodes 58 amino acids. The transcript has a single exon. Gene Ontology annotation, cellular component: Slx1-Slx4 complex; nucleus.